CGAAAGACAGAGUGCGAAGUUAUUGACACUCAUCGCAUAAACCGCGUUUAUUUUACAUCCGAGAGCUUCGCUACGCUCGGAAGUCAGCUAAGCACAGCGCUGGGAAUCGCGGAGAAACGGUUUGGAGUGAGAAACGAGCCUCAGCUGGUGUACCAUUUUCGUGUUCCUCUAUACCACACUGGGGACGACGCGUGGUGCACCGAUUUCUGGCAGAUUUGCUUGGCUUUGUGUCACAUGUUUAUGGCAUGUGACCGUGAUUGCGCUGUGCACUUCGCAAGUCUGGCAUCAGGGAAGAGACGAAGUCCUAUGUUUCAUUCCAGCCUACAGCGAUGAGACACUGCAGCCCCUUCCAUUUGGAGCUCCCGACGUACGGGGAUUGUCGGCCUGCGCGUGUGAAGACGAGAUUAUAUAUGAUGUCAGGAGCUAGAAGCCCCGAUCACGCUCCACCGAUCUUGAAUGUGGACUGUCUUGACUGCCAUGAAUUCUCAAGUCGAAGACGAGACCCAUGGCGGCCUGCACUCCGCGCCCCCGUUCCACGCGGCCAAAGCGCUCACCCGGCGAGCAUACCACCCUGAUCCGCCCGCCAACCGCUCGCCGUGGGUGAUGUGGGUUGGGAACGUGCCCAAGGACACGACGACGGACGAGCUGCUGUGCUUCUUCUCCUCCCCGGCGUGCGGCGAGGGCGGGCACCCGGGCUGGCCCCCGUCCGCCUUUCAGCAGACGCACGGCGUGCACUCGGUGUUCCUCAUCUCGCGCUCCAACUGCGCGUUCGUCAACUACGACAGCGAUGCGCAGCUGCGUGCGGCGGUGGCGCGGUUCGACGGGGCGACGCUGCGGCCGGCGAGCACGCUGAAGCUGGUGUGCCGGGUGCGGAACGAGGAGGACAAUCUGCGGGCCGGGGUCGGUGGGCAACGAGGGAUGGGGCUUCAUCGGCAGUGGAUCGAGGAGCAGCGGGGUGACAGCGGGAUGUCAUCGAGCACGGAAGGGUCGCAGUCGACGUCAUCCAGUAUGCUGCAAGCGCAUUUCCCGCACCGGUAUUUCAUCCUCAAGGCUCUAUCGCAGGACGACUUGGACACGUCUGUUCAAACCGGGUCAUGGACGACUCAAAAGCACAACGAGGGCGUGCUCGUUCAAGCGUUUCGCACAGCCAAGGACGUUUUUAUCUUCUUCAGUGCUAACAAGAGCGGUCGGUUCUACGGCUAUGCCCGGAUUGCGGGUAUCGAGGACAACUCGGCACCUGUGCGACCGUCAACUCUCAAAAUGCUCAGCUCGCAACAUCAAGUCGACCGAUCGCCUAGCCCGCUUCCAGACGAUCACGACCCAAUGCAGCAGCCACCUUCUCUUCUUCAAUCUGUUUCUGCUCCCCCCAUCUUGGCCGACAAGCAAACGAACAAAGAGCCGCUGGGGAUCAAAUUCAGCCUCGAUCAGCACCUGGCACGGAAGGUCAUGAGCCAUUCCAUGGAUGCUCCCGCUGCUGAGCCGGAGCCCGAGUACCACGGCGGCGGCGGCGGCGGGGAGGACGAAGAGGACGGCAACAGCGAACCUCGUCAGUUUCGGCUGGAGUGGAUCGACACGCGACCGGUCCCGUUCCAGCGCACCAAAGACAUCCGAAAUCCGUGGAACGGGGAUCGGGAAGUCAAGAUCUCAAGAGAUGGGACCGAACUGGAGCCGUCCGUUGGGGCGGCGUUACGGAGAGCGUGGGAUGCGCUGCCGUGAUUCCUGUGGCUGACUCUGGGCUGUUAUACACGCGCACUAGGUAGUAUUUGUGGCUUGAGGUCUUUCUCCCUGUCUGUGAAUCUUCGAUUUGUGAUUUAUUCAUUCAGCCUUUGUAAGAUGGCG
Messenger RNA from Mycena citricolor, 1839 nucleotides. The record is from the annotation of a GenBank genome assembly. Lineage: Eukaryota; Fungi; Basidiomycota; Agaricomycetes; Agaricales; Mycenaceae.